Molecule: messenger RNA, 1566 nt
Organism: Erigeron canadensis
Lineage: Eukaryota; Viridiplantae; Streptophyta; Magnoliopsida; Asterales; Asteraceae
Product: F-box/kelch-repeat protein At3g06240-like
Exons: 1
Coding region: 172-1302 (376 amino acids)
Molecular function (GO): protein binding
Source: RefSeq, a predicted model, not a curated record
UGAACAGUCGCGAAGCCUCCCAAUAAAUCGGCGAUUUUUCCCAAAUUUACCUCUCACCUCUCUUCGGCGGGAAAACCUCUAAGAAUUACCGCCACUUUCUUACCCUCAAUAAAUUUACCAAUAAAACCCACAGUUGUCUUUUCAGUUUCCAAAUAUCUUUGGCGAGCCCUAAUGGCAGAAGACAUGAGCAGCAUCAGGUCAAUUCCAACGGAGAUGAUCACCGAGAUCCUUUAUCGUCUUCCGGCCAAAUCCGUUGGUCGUUUCAGGUGCGUUUCAAAAGGUUGGCUGUCUCUACUUACUGAACCCGCAUUCAUAACUACCCAUUAUUCUAAAACCCUAAACCAUAAUCACCUCGUUUUUCAAUCCUGUAAAAAUCGUUCACUUUACUCGCUUUCAUUUGGUUACCAUCAAGAUAAAUUAUCAAACCCGACAAAGAUUCGCCUAAAACCGCCUAAUACUUUUUACGGUUGUUGCAAUGGUCUUGUGUUGGUCUCUGUUUUUAACCGCGAGUUUGGUCAUAAUCUCGUACUUAUUAACCCGACAACAAAAGAAUCCUUGGAUUUGCCAGCGUGUACUCUUGAGGGUAUUUUAAAUAAAAUGAUGGUAAUCCACGUCAUGUAUGGAUUUGGUUAUGAUUCAGUUACUGAUGAUUACAAGGUGAUUGCCCUUAUUUAUUUUUCUAGUUAUGAUAAGGCUAUUCAGGAUAUCCAUUAUGUGUCUGUUUAUAGCCUUAGAAGUAAUAUUUGGAAGCGAUUGUUUGAUUAUCCGUACGAUCAUUGGCAUAAUCAUUGGUAUGACUGGAAAUGUUUGUCGGAUGCAUUUGUUAACGGGUGUUUGCAUUGGGUAGCUAAGAAGGGUCGUGAUUAUCCACCCGUUAUCGUUUCUUUUAGUUUAGCGGAUGAAAAGUUUAGGAAAGUGCCGUUACCCAAUUUAGGUAAAGGUGUUGAUAUCAUGAGUUUCGAUGAUUGUAAGCUUGUUGAUCUUGGUGGAAAACUUGCGGUUUUGCUACAUUGCAAAGGCGAGGUUUGGUUGAUGAAUAAGUACGAGGUUAGAAAAUCUUGGACUAGGAUUUUACUAAAUGGACUCAUGUCACUCAAUGAAUUUCCGAUUAUGGAGCCACUGAUUUUUGAUCACCAUGGCAAGAUUCUGUUUGUAUGCCGUGACCUUAUGUUGAUAUACAACGCUGAAACUGGACGUUUUCGUAAGCUUUUUGUCACUCGUCAGAAUUUGAAGGACUUGGAUGUUAGAGGUAUGUAUGUCGAAAGCCUUGUCUCCCCCGAAAAAUUCAGAACAACCAAUUAGCAAUCAACAGAUCCAGGUGAAGGGACAUGUGAUGGAGUAAUUACGGCUUGGUUUGCAUUUUACAUUUCACUUGUUUUCAGUUCAGUUAGUUUUGAGAUAAUAUGUUUCAUAUUUGUUAAAGAUGAUCGGUAUGGGUUUUAAAUGAACAUGAGACAUAACUUUUCCUACUAAAAAUGUGGUAGUUUUAUUAGAUAUUGAUGGAAUCAGAUUUGAUUGAUAUACUUGUUUUUGGUCAUCAAUAUCAUAUGAGUACAUGUUUUGUGA